AUGUCCUCUCAGAGCGACAUAGACUAUUGGAUCAGCAGCACGGAUGACACCAUUACCUUCCAAAGAGCAUGGCUUGCUGCCACAGUGCUCGUCCUUUACGAUACCCUCGUGACACUCGGACGCGAAAUAGAUGCAGUCUGGGUUCGCAGGCCGUGUUGGUCUGGGAUCCUCUACAUCUUUAGUCGUCAUUUCACGACACUCAGCCUGCUCGUUGUCGUACCCCCUCUGCACACUGCUCAUGGGUACGCCUCCUUCAACACCCUCUCGGAACUGUUCGGCAUAUGCUCGUAUCUAUCGUGGGCAGCGUUUUCCGCGUGGCGUCUGUACGCUCUUGCGGACCACACACUCUCGCUCGCUCUGGUGGUGCUCGCCUUGACAUCUGCGUACAGUAUGCCAAACGUGUACUUCAUUAUCUUCUGGAAGGCAGCGGCGUCCCCCGAGCCAAUCAACUGCUCUGGCUCUCUGACAGUCUAUCCCAGCCUGUACGAUGCUCGUGAGUUCUAUUCUCCGUACUUCACAGGCGAGCUCAUCGUGAUCAUCGCAACCAUCCGCAAGACGUUCAGCAUCCACGCGCGGCGAGCGGGGUAUAACGACCCCCGUGGCUCGAUCGGUCGAGUGCUCCUCGAAAACGGAAUCGCAUGUUUCUGCAUCCCGACAGCACUCAACAUCAUCGUGUUUGUCUCCGGGUUCGUCUCUGGCCGCACCGCCUACACCGCGCUCGCGAACUACACGGGCGUGUUCCGCGACGGCAUCACCUCCAUUCUCAUCUCGCGCUACCUGCUCGAGCUCGCGUCGUUCCGCGUGCACGCGGUCGAGCGCGCCGCGGCGGGCGCGUGGGACCCGGACGCGUUCGGGGGGAUCAUGUCGACUGGCAUCCCGAGCUUCCACAACAACUCGCUGCUCCGGACUGAGAUCCUGAUUGACGACACCGGCCCAGGGCUCGGGGAGAGCGAGGGCGCGGCGACGACCACCGCGGCGGGCACGGCGACGGUGGAGGCGUGCGGUUCGGACGCGGGGCGGUCGGAGGUGUGA
Molecule: messenger RNA, 1032 nt
Organism: Epithele typhae
Lineage: Eukaryota; Fungi; Basidiomycota; Agaricomycetes; Polyporales; Epitheliaceae
Exons: 13
Coding region: 1-1032 (343 amino acids)
Source: RefSeq, a predicted model, not a curated record